This is a messenger RNA of Aspergillus campestris IBT 28561, 1871 nucleotides long. RefSeq names its product putative MFS monosaccharide transporter (Hxt8) (gene hxt8). The record is from RefSeq and is a predicted model, not a curated record. The transcript is spliced from 12 exons. Gene Ontology annotation, biological process: carbohydrate transport; transmembrane transport. NCBI's taxonomy places the organism in Eukaryota, Fungi, Ascomycota, Eurotiomycetes, Eurotiales, Aspergillaceae. Gene Ontology annotation, cellular component: membrane. Bases 408 to 1871 code for a protein of 487 amino acids. Gene Ontology annotation, molecular function: carbohydrate:proton symporter activity.
AUUCAUCUAUCUGCAUGACUAUGACGGUCUAUCAACAAGUCCAAAGAAUACUCUCCCACCUAUGUAUAAUUCAUAGAUCCUCUCAAAAGACGUAAGGUGGAGACAACAGCCAAGCUCACUGCGGGGAAACAACACCCUAGAUUCCUCCCUCCAGCAAGGGACCCUAACCUUCCCCUGUUGGGCUCGUCAAUCCUCAUCCCGUCCCCGUGGGGGUCGGCCCUCCUCCGAGAGUGUUGUCCAAUAGUUGAUGCAAUAUCCGUGUCUAUCGCCAUCCACCCUCGGCAUGGUCUGAUGGGUCUGGUUGGUGUAUAAAUACUGACAGGUCGGUUAUCGUUCGGAGGGUCUGCUUUUGGUGAUUUGUGAUUUGUAUCUUUACUUCUAUCUUCUGGUUGGAGAAGCAGGACAAUAUGGCUGGCUGGUACGCUCUUGGGGUCGCUUUUUUUGCGGCCAUCGGGACAUUUCUUUUUGGCUUCGAUACGGGAAUCGCGACUACUACCAUCGCCCAUCAAAGCUGGAUCGAUUAUAUGGAUAACCCAUCCAAGGGUUUGACGGGUGCUGUCGUCGCGGUGUAUAUUGCCGGCGAAGCGGUCGGCGCGCUCACGCAGACGUUAAUCGCGGAUCGACUGGGCCGUCUGCGCUUCAUGGAGCUCAUGUGCGUGGUUGUCACGAUCGGGACUGUCAUUCAGACUGCCUCUGUUAAUAUCGGCAUGUUCCUCGCGGGCCGUGUGUUGGCUGGUUUUGCUGUUGGAGGCAUGGUCGCCACAGUCCCCAUCUACCUCAGCGAGAUCUCAGACCCCCGCUACCGCGGCCUCAUCGGAGGCAUCUCCGGGUGCGGAAUCUCCUUCGGAACAAUGGCCUCCAACUGGGUCGGCUACGCCUGCAGCUUCGCCCCGUACGGGCCGGUCCAGUGGCGUCUUCCUCUGGGCAUCCAGAUACCCUGGGGCAUCAUCAUGUUCUUGGGGUUGAUCACCUUCAUGCCUAAUUCCCCGCGCCAUCUGAUUCGGCGGGGUUUGAUUGAGCAGGCGCGCAGCGAGUUCAGCCGGAUUCGGCGGGAUCUGCACUCGGAUGAUGUGCAGAGGGAGUUUGCGGGGAUGUUGGCGCAGAUUGAGUAUGAGAAGGAGAGGGAGAUUACCUCUUAUCGGGAGAUUUUCCGUGUGUUUAGACAUCGGGUGCUGGUGUCUAUUGCUGUGCAGACUAUGACUAGUUUGACUGGUGUCAAUGUUAUCCAGUAUUACCAAACAAUCCUCUAUAAAUCCCUCGGCAUCGGACCCCACGGGGUCCUCGCCCUGGCGGCUGUGUAUGGGACGAUAGCCUUCCUCGUGAACAGCCUCACUACCAAAUACCUGACAGACCAAUGGGGGCGUCGCAAAAUGAUCCUGUCCGGAUUAGCCGGGAUCGUCGUGGUUGAGAUCUACGCCGCUGUGAUGCAGCGCGAGUUCCAACAUACUGAUAACCGCGUGGGCAAAGGGUUUGCCAUUUUGGGGAUUUACCUGUUUGUUGUUGCGUACUAUGGUAUGCUCAACAGCACGACCUGGCUCUAUGGAGCUGAGGUCCUCCCCAUUGCGCUCCGAAGCAAAGUGAUGGGGUUGGCAGCGGCGUCUCACUUUAUAGUCAAUGUUGCCAUCACGGAAGCCGGCCCCAGUGCGUUUGCCAAUAUCCACGAAAACUACUACUACGUUUUUGUCGUUUGCUCGGCUUUCUUUCUGGUUGUGGCUUAUUUCUAUUUUCCGGAAACAAAACAAAAAACCCUAGAGGAAAUCGCCGCCUCAUUCGGGGACAAAGUGGUGGAAUCCGACGAGACAGCGAGCCGAAUGCGAGAUGACAUGGGGAGCCCAAAGCCUGGGGAGGAACGAGUGGAGGUGAUAGGUUGA